This is a messenger RNA of Rhinolophus ferrumequinum (greater horseshoe bat), 4667 nucleotides long. It is a transcript of the gene EPB41L2, whose product is annotated as erythrocyte membrane protein band 4.1 like 2. The record is from RefSeq and is a predicted model, not a curated record. Gene Ontology annotation, biological process: cortical actin cytoskeleton organization. Gene Ontology annotation, cellular component: plasma membrane; cytoskeleton. Bases 157 to 3474 code for a protein of 1105 amino acids. Gene Ontology annotation, molecular function: structural molecule activity; actin binding. Lineage: Eukaryota; Metazoa; Chordata; Mammalia; Chiroptera; Rhinolophidae. The transcript has 23 exons.
CUUCGAGUUCUUUGACGGCCCCAGCCAGGGAAUUUCAAUUUGAAACCUAGCAGAGGGAGGAGGCGGGAGCGGCAGCCGGGCGGCUGGGGCGGAAUCGAGACGGGUUCCCGCGGCGAGCGAGCUCCGGAGGUGCGGUGUCCGGUGUAAGCUGUCACCAUGACUACUGAAGUAGGCUCUGUGUCGGAAGUGAAGAAGGAAUCUGACCAGUUAGGGGCAGAUGCCACCAAGGAGAAACCUAAAGAAGUCGCAGAAAAUCAGCAGAAUCAGUCAUCUGAUCCAGAGGAGGAAAAAGGUUCCCAGCCAUCUCCUCCAGCUGAUCACAAAAGUAGUCCACGCCGCCGGAAGAGAGAAAAGGAUCCAUCUGAGAGCAGGGGGAUUUCUCGAUUCAUACCCCCGUGGCUUAAGAAGCAAAAGUCCUACACCUUAGUAGCGGCCAAAGAUGGAGGGGAUAAGAAAGAGCCUGCCCAAGCUGUUGUGGAAGAGCAGGUUUUAGAUAAAGAGGAAUCUCUUCCUGAAGAAGAAAGGCAGGCCAAGGGUGAUGCUGAAGAAACAGAUCAGAGAAAACAACAGGUAACUAAGGUUGAUGCCAAGGAAGAGGAACCUUCAGUAACCAGUCCUGAGACACAGCCUGCUGAAGAAGUAAGGAAGGAGAGAGAGGAGGAGAAGGUAAAGGAAACACAGGAAGACAAAUCAGAAGAAGCAGCCAAAAGAGAGACAAAGGAAGUACAGACCAAUGAGCUAAAAGCAGAGAAGGCCUCUCAAAAAGCCAUCAAGAAGACCAAAACUGUCCAGUGUAAAGUGACCCUCCUAGAUGGCACUGAGUACAGCUGUGACCUGGAGAAACGUGCUAAAGGACAAGUAUUAUUUGACAAAGUAUGUGAACAUCUGAACCUCUUGGAGAAGGACUACUUUGGACUUUUAUUUCAGGAAAGCCCUGAGCAGAAGAACUGGCUAGAUCCUGCAAAAGAAAUAAAGAGACAACUGCGAAAUCUUCCCUGGCUGUUCACCUUUAAUGUGAAGUUUUAUCCUCCUGAUCCGUCUCAAUUAACUGAGGAUAUCACCAGAUACUUCCUCUGCCUUCAGCUCCGCCAGGACAUCGCCUCUGGCCGCCUGCCCUGCUCCUUCGUGACUCACGCCCUCCUGGGGUCUUACACACUGCAGGCUGAGCUGGGGGACUACGACGUGGACGAGCAUGCCAGUCAUGACCUCAGUGACUUCCAGUUUGCCCCCUCACAGACGAAGGAGCUGGAGGAAAAGGUGGUAGAGCUGCACAAAACCCACAGGGGCUUAUCUCCAGCACAAGCUGAUUCUCAGUUCUUAGAAAAUGCGAAGAGGCUUUCCAUGUAUGGCGUCGACCUACAUCAUGCCAAGGACUCAGAAGGCGUGGACAUCAAGCUGGGCGUGUGUGCUAAUGGGCUCCUCAUUUACAAAGACAGGCUGAGAAUCAAUCGUUUUGCGUGGCCGAAAAUCUUAAAAAUUUCCUAUAAGCGCAGUAACUUCUACAUAAAAGUCAGGCCAGCAGAGCUGGAACAGUUUGAGAGCACCAUUGGAUUCAAACUGCCGAACCAUCGGGCUGCGAAAAGGCUAUGGAAAGUGUGUGUGGAACAUCAUACUUUCUACAGGCUUGUGUCUCCAGAGCAGCCACCAAAGGCCAAGUUCCUGACCUUGGGGUCCAAAUUCCGCUAUAGCGGCCGCACCCAAGCCCAGACCCGCCAGGCAAGCACCCUCAUUGAUAGGCCAGCGCCACACUUUGAGCGCACCUCUAGUAAACGGGUCUCCAGGAGUCUAGAUGGAGCUCCCAUUGGUGUUGUGGACCAAAGUCUUAGGAAGGAUUUUCCUGGCCCUGCUGGGGAGGUUUCAGCAUACAGCCGCGGAGUGGUGAGCACUGCCCUGGUACAAGACGGUGAUGGCAGAAGGGACAUCAGAAGCCCAACUAAAGCCCCACAUGUGCAGCUUCUUGAAGGAAAGAAAAAUUCCUUGAGAGUAGAAGGGGAUAAUAUUUAUGUCAGACAUAGCAAUUUAAUGUUGGAGGACCUGGAUAAGGCCCAGGAAGACAUACUGAAACAUCAGGCUAGCAUUAGUGAACUCAAGCGCAAUUUUAUGGAAUCUACACCUGAGCCGCGCCCUAAUGAAUGGGAAAAACGACGUAUCACACCUCUGUCCCUACAGACACAAGGGAGAAAAGGAGACCAUCUUUUCAAGGAUAUUUUAUCCAUGAAGGAGAAGCAUCAGAUGGCGGCAACAUGGACUGUUGAAGAAAAAGCCCAGGAGGCAGACAAGAGCCUAGAAGAGGAGAUAACAUCAAUUUUGUUUAGUGAAAAGGGCUUUUCUGAUAGCAUGCAAGCCACCUCCACCUCAGCCACCACUUGGACAGCAGAGGGCACUGUUGUGAACUAUAACGCACCUUCUGAAAAGCUUUCUUCCUCGCCCUUCUCACAGUUUCCUGAGAAACGCGCUCCCGAGUCAGAAGGGCCUUGCACUGGAGCCAGUGAUGCUGCUAAGAGUUCACAUGAGACUCUGAAUGUAGUGGAGGAGAAGAAUCAGGCAGAGGUUGGGAAAGACGAAAGAGUAAUCACUGAAGACAUGAACGGUAAAGAGCUAUCACCUGGGAGUGGUCCUGGGGAGAUCCGUAAGGUGGAGCCUCUGGCCCAGAAAGACUCCACCUCCCUGUCUUCUGAGAGCAGCAGCAGCAGUGAGAGUGAGGAGGAAGAUGUGGGAGAGUACCGGCCCCACCACCGGGUGGCGGAGGGCACCAUCAAGGAAGAACAGGAGGAGUGUGAAGCAGAGCUGGAGGAAGAAGCCAGCCGAGCAGCCAAGGUAGUAGAGAGGCAGGAAGCAGUGCCAGAAGCCAGCGCAGGCAAGCAAGCAGGGGCCAGUGUAAGCGCAGUAGACACAGUGACCCAGGAAACUGUAGUUGCCCCAAAGAUACCGACAGAGAAGAGUGUACACGAAGGCGCUAUUAAGCAAGACAUGAGUGAAGAAGCAGAGGACGAGCAACAUAAAGUUAACGGAGAGGUGUCUCAUGUUGACAUUGAUGUUUUGCCACAGAUUAUUUGUUGUUCAGAGCCACCAGUGAUAAAAACAGAGAUGGUAACAAUUUCUGAUGCCUCACAAAGGACAGAAAUCUCCACAAAGGAAGUUCCUAUUGUCCAAACUGAGACCAAAACCAUCACAUAUGAGUCUCCACAGAUUGAUGGCGGGGCCGGUGGUGACUCAGGCACGUUACUGACCGCACAAACCAUCACUGCUGAGUCCGUGUCGACAACAACCACCACACACAUCACCAAGACUAUGAAAGGUGGAAUAUCUGAAACAAGAAUCGAGAAACGCAUUGUGAUCACAGGAGAUGCAGAUAUUGAUCAUGACCAGGCGCUGGCCCAGGCCAUCAGGGAAGCCAGAGAGCAGCAUCCCGACAUGUCGGUCACGAGAGUGGUGGUGCACAAAGAAACGGAGCUGGAGGAAGGGGAGGAGUAAGUUCAGAAUUUCAUUUUUUAAACAACAUUCAACUUUGUGAACCUGAAGAAUUUUGACCAUUCCAAGUCUUAAUGCCACACCACUACUCCAGCGAAUUUAUACUACGACUGGUAACAAUGACCAGAAGCCUGAAGAAUUAAAAUGCCAACACCAAACGUUCCCUUAACAGCUCUGGUCUGUAUUGUUCCCUCGCAUUUUAAUAUACUAUUUUAUAACCACUUCUAAAUAUUCUUGAUUAUUUCUUUCUUUUUUUUUUUUUUUUUUAAGUUAGGGAGUUUUGGUUUUGUUUCCUGGUUACUUUGUGUACAACUACCUGCUUUUUACAACUCAUUUUGAUCAAACGAUAGUGAACAAAGCCAGCCCUGGCUGGUAAGGUGCUGUUGUGCGGAAAGGAAACUCUGUGACUAAUUUAGAUAGUGGCUUUCCUUCUUCCAGAUUCUUCCCAGUGAAUUCCCAUGGAAGUACAGUAAAUAUUGACAGACUUUUCACACUGCAGUCAACAUCCUGUGUGAGAAAAUAUUAAUACAAAUUAAAAAGCCUUUCUUACAUCUUGACAAUGUUCUAAUGUUUGAGAAAUUCAUUGGGGAUAUUUUUUUCUAUGGAAGCCUUUUGACUUUCCAGUCCUGUGACUUUGUACUUUUAGUAGAAAGUCAGAGACUCUGCCGACUGGAGAAUUAUGACGAAGUCCGCUGACCGUGCACUGUGUUUGGAGACCACAGUGCCAACGCUUCUCAGACACAUGCGCUCCGGCAGCAUUCCGGAAACAGGAGGGGAGACAGAGAAAACGAGUUCUUCCCUUCUACUAAAAAAUAUUCAGGCAGCUUAAAACCUUAGUGCUUUCUUUCUUAACAUGUCCAGAUUUCAGUACUUUUCCAUUAUUUGAAGACUUGUGUAGAACACUUGCUUUGUAUUAAACCUCCUCGUCUACCUGUAAAACUGACCUUUUGUUACUGAGCAGGUCUAACUCUUUCAGUUUGAUGAUUCACCCGGGUUUGAGGAGGCUGGGGAGAGGAGUAGGGGCUGUGGUGGGUUUUUUGGUGGAUACAAGAAAGCUAUGCCAUUUGAAGCUGACGCCAGAGACCUGAUAGGGACCUAUUAACUGCAUUGAACAUCUUUUCCUUUGCUUUUGACCCUAUGUAUAGUUACGAAGCCAGAUUAGAUUUAUAGCAGCUUCAAGUUGUAUUAAAUGAUAU